Molecule: messenger RNA, 1483 nt
Organism: Betta splendens (Siamese fighting fish)
Lineage: Eukaryota; Metazoa; Chordata; Actinopteri; Anabantiformes; Osphronemidae
Gene: rogdi
Product: rogdi atypical leucine zipper
Exons: 11
Coding region: 147-1040 (297 amino acids)
Cellular component (GO): RAVE complex
Source: RefSeq, a predicted model, not a curated record
CGCUGCCCGUAUUUCCCAUCGCACCUGAAUGCAAUGGAUUCUAGGCUGAGCUAGGUCUGCAGAUAUAUAUUGCGUUGAUUUUAAGCGUAGCUGGAGAUUAUAAGGGUGUGCAUCGAAUUUAGAUUUCAUCCGUUUAUUGCCAAAAAAUGCUGAACCCCCAGAAGUCUCUGUCGGAGCUGUCGAAGAUGUCCGCGGCCAAUCAAGUGGAGAGAGCGGUGCUGAAAGAUGAAUUCAACUGGCUGCUGAAAGAAGAAGUUCACGCUGUUCUGAAGCAGCUCCAGGACGUCCUUAAGGAGGCGUCCCGCCGGUUCUCCAUGCCGACACCAGGCCUAGAGAGCCAGCUCAAACAGGAGAACUUCAUCCUCGGCAGCUCAACCAUGGACCAGGUGAAGGGGGUGCUGGCUCUGCAGGGAGAGGCUCUCACCCAGGCCGACAUAAACCUGAAAGUGGCAAGGAGCAGCCAGACGCUGCACUUUCAGUUCCGGGAGGACAAGCAGUGGAAGCUGCAGCAGAUCCAGGACGCCAGGAACCACGUGAACCAGGCUCUGCAGCUGCUGAACAGCCGGGACGAGAGCUACUGCUUCAAGACGGGAGCAGAGGUCAACAAGCUCAUGGAUGCAGUGAUGCUCCAGCUGACGCGGGCACGGAACCGCCUCACGACCCCGGCCUCCAUGACGCUGCCUGAGCUGGCCACCAGCGGUUUGAUGAAAAUGUUCACUCCUCCAAUGCCUGGGGACAUGAUGGUGAACUUUUACAUCAACCUGAGCAAACUGUGUCUGACCGUGUACCAGCUGCACGUGCUGCCUCCCAACACAGCCAAGAACUUCAAGCCGUCCGGAAGCUCGGUGUUGCACAGCCCUGGAGCCAUGUUUGAACUCAACAACAACCGCUUUGAGGUGAGCCACGUCCAUAAGGUGGAGUGUGUGGUGCCCUGGCUCAAUGACACGCUGGUGUUCUUCACUAUCUCGCUGCAGCUGUGUCAGCAGCUCAAGGACAAGAUCUCCAUCUUCUCUAGCUUCUGGAACUACAGACCUUACUGAACCGCCUCAGACACCGAUCUAACGAACCACUCGUCCAUUUGUUUUGACCUCUGCGUCCCGAGGAAGAAAAUGUUCAGACCUCUGUUGAUUUUUGAAUCUUGGCCCUAAAAAUCCUGCAUUUCUCAGUAGAAGCGCCUCCUGGAAUUAGACGAAGAGCGACGUAUCCCACAGUGAACUGUACUGUUCACCUCCACUAAGGACUGAGCUCCAUGAUGUGAAGUGAUGAGUGUGAGGGUCUGUAUCAGUGUCUUCAUCAGCUCGGUGAACAACGACUCUGUUGUUUCAUAGAUGAAGUUAAACUGUCGGUCUGUGUAUUAAGCUUCUGUUCCAAACACUAUAUUGUACGUUUGUUAUGUUUACAUAGUUUUUCAUUGUUGAACAUGAACAAAAUGCUUGAGCCCAAUGUUGGUAUUUAUCAGUGCAAUAAAGACAUAUUGAUCCUG